Messenger RNA from Coffea eugenioides, 783 nucleotides. Its product is annotated as 54S ribosomal protein L51, mitochondrial-like. The record is from RefSeq and is a predicted model, not a curated record. NCBI's taxonomy places the organism in Eukaryota, Viridiplantae, Streptophyta, Magnoliopsida, Gentianales, Rubiaceae. Bases 226 to 585 code for a protein of 119 amino acids. Gene Ontology annotation, cellular component: mitochondrial large ribosomal subunit. Gene Ontology annotation, molecular function: structural constituent of ribosome. Gene Ontology annotation, biological process: mitochondrial translation. The transcript is spliced from 3 exons.
ACAGAUAAGGAGUCACGAAAUUGCCAUUGCUGAGCUCAACAGUCUAUCCUCUUCAAGGGGUGUCUACCAGAGAAACGGGAACAUUCUUUUUCGUACAACUAUCCAGAAAGCAAUUGCUUCAGAACAGAAACAAUUGGAUAUUGCCAAAGUCAAGGUGCAGCAGCUGAGUGACUAAAAUCAAGCUCCAAAACCAAGCUCAUUGUUUACUCUUUAAACUCUAUCGAGAUGGCACUGAGAGGUGUCUGGCAGUUAAAUAAGCUGAUUGUUAGCUAUUGUGAUUGGGGAGGGAGCAGCCGAGGUGUCAGAGCAUUUAUGGAAUCUCAUUUGCCAGCUUUUAAAGAGAUCUCCCCCCAGCUGGAGGUUGUAACGGAGCUUAAUCGUGGUCAGCAUCCAUAUUUAAAGGGACUGUAUAGGAACAAAAAUGAGCGGGUUGUAUCUGUUAAAAAUAUGACUCCCGAGGACAUACUACCAUGUGCAACCAGGCUAAGAAAUUCACUUGGAAGAAAGGUGGUCAAGUUGAAAACUCGGCACGUUACCAAGCACCCUAGUGUUCAGGGUACCUGGACAACAGAAUUGAAGAUGUGAGCUAAAAAAGAGAGUUACUGAUAUCUAAUCUAUUCCGGGGGUUUGGAACUCACCUAGUUUGUUCUUCCAAGUCUUUUGUCAGUAAAUUCAUAUGAUGGUGAUGCAAAUACAGUUCCUCGAGUUUUAUUAGGUUACUUUUGUGUUCGAAUUGUUGAUAUUUUGGUCCAAAUGUUCUAUGAGUUGUGUUGCCAAGGAAAA